Messenger RNA from Prorocentrum cordatum, 3478 nucleotides. The record is from the annotation of a GenBank genome assembly. NCBI's taxonomy places the organism in Eukaryota, Dinophyceae, Prorocentrales, Prorocentraceae.
GCCUCCGUAGCCAUUCUGGCUCAAGGGAUCGCGGCAAAGCUGCGGAUGCGCGUUUUGGAAUUCCCUCUAUCUCGUCGAACGACGGUCCAUCGUGCGCGCGCGGUCGGUCUCGGCUGACCUCGAAGGCAUUGCACACCCUUCAAGUCCGCGCGCGAGCUUUCUGGUGGGAUGUCCGCGUCGUCUCGCCUCGAGGCGGAGCAGCAAGAGUACGUCGCCACUCUUGCUGUUCGUGGCCUCAUAUCGUUAAGCUGCUGCAUGUUGGUAACACUUGCAUGGCUUGGUUAUGACGAUUGUAUAGCCUCGCUGUCCGCAAUGAAGAGAGCGUUUCAAGCGCCUUUCUCACUCCCUCAUGCUGGAUCGUCCUUCGAUGUCAGAGUUCUAGAUGAAUUCAACCAUGCAAGAGUGGCGAGAGCUCAGUACGCAGCGGAUGGAGUGCUUAUUCCCCUUUCGGCUGUAAUGUUGCCGCUGGUGAUAUGCCUGCAUGCUUCGAGUUCCACCGACUGGGAUGUUAUUUUCAGAGCAGCGUUCAUGUGCUGGCGUCUCGCUGCAACGUUGUACGUGAAGUACUGGAGAAAGUCGCCUAGAUUUCGCCUCGUGGAGAUGGAAUUGUUUUACAAAGCGUUCAUAUUGUUAUUUGCAGUUCGAACACACUUAGUGGACACACAGCGACUUCUAAUGUACGGCGGAGUCUGGAGUGCCUCACGAGUAGCGCUUGCGGCCUGGAUACUAGAUUGCAAGAUGACUGUGAGAUGGAACGCUUUCCUUUCUGCAGUGACUUGCCUCACCUUCUGGAACCGGCGCGAGGAGCUUUGCACCAAGGAAUUUCGUCCCAUGGCAGUUUUCGCGCAUUAUUUUGCCAUUGAGGUGUUCGUUUGUAUGGUGACAUGUUGUGCUUCAGUUUGCCUGGAGCUUGGCGAGAAGGAACGCAUCAAGUCAUCCAUAGAGUCCAACCAGUCUGGCAGGGCGUAUCGGGCAGUUCAAAGAUUGCUCGGUGUGUUUUGCGACGCUCACCUGCACAUCUGCCCACAAUAUAACAUCAUCUCUCAUUCCCCACACCUGUUGCACUUGUUGGGGGGCUCGGAAGAUGUGAUGGGAGGUGCGAAGAGCACGCUUCAUGCAUCGAAUUUCCUCCAGUACGUGGGGGAGUCCGACCGGCAGCGCUUCCAGGACUGGUUCUCGGCGACGGCGGUGGUGCAGGCAGAGGACUUCUCGCCCGACGGCGUCGCCGCCCCCAUGACCGAGGGCCCAAACUCGGACAGGUUCGCCACCCGUCCCGCCACAUCCAUCCACGUGUCCCUGCACAAGGGCGGGAAGGCGCACGCGAUCCCCGUGGAGCUGUUCCUGACCUACAUCGCCGACUUCACGGGCGCCCCCGAAUUCCUGAUGGGCAUCCGGGAGACCUGCGAGGCGCCGCCUCGGGAGGCCUGCACGGACGCCCCUGGCGCCGUGGCGCUGCAGCUGAUGGCAGCGUCCGAGGCGGCGUGCGGGUCCGGCCCCGACGUGGCUCAGGUCAGCGUUGCCCAGCUGGGCGGGAGGGCGUUGGCCCCGACAUUGGCGCCGCUGGCAGUCGAGCAGGUCCAGUCGCCCGCCUCGGUGCUGGCCCACUGGCAGCUGGCGUGCAGCAAGGCGCUCGCGGCGAAGGCCCAAUCCCGGAAGUCCCGCAGCUCCAUCUCGUCGUCUUCGAGGACGUCCUCCUCGUCCGCUGGGACCUCCACGCAAGAGGGCUGCGUCUCGGCCGUCUGCCUGCGGAUGGACACAUCAAGCCGGAGCCUGCGCGUCGAUGAAAUGUUGCUGCGCUUCGAGAUCGGGCGCCAGCAGUCCCGCCUGAAGGAUUGGCUGCCGAAGGAGCUUCUGGACGAGAUCACGCGAAACAUCCAGGAGCUCGUGAAUCAGAGAGAGUACGCGGAUGGCGAGGAGGCGGUGCCGUGCAUCGGACUUGGGGCGAUGCGGUUUGCCAGAAACGGAUCCACGUUCCUGAUUGCGGAGUCUGCGGAGCUUGUGUUUGAGCCCCCUGUCUUGGUCGAAGAAUCGGACUGUUUCAAUCCGUUCGUGCACAUGAACUUGACUGGGGUGUCGAGGCUUCGCAUGCCUUGGCAGAGCGUGCCGCAGAAGGUCUCGAGAAGUCUGCCCACGAUCGAUGAGUCACUGACGGAUGCGGCAUGUGAUGUCGACGCGCCUGCAUUCAGAUCAAGGACCAGUGGCUUGGAGAAGACUGCAGGGAGAGAGAGCGCCCAGAGCACAAUGGGGAACAGAUCAGUGGAAUCCACCCCUGGAGUUGUGGCCUCCGCCGCAAUUGCAUCAGAGAGGUGAGUUCUUCGGGAACUCGCAUGUUCCACUUCCAAGUUGUAUAAAGUUACGCCUCCUUCGCUUAUGGACCACAUGCAAAAAUGGGAACAGCCGCAGCAGAAUGACAGGGUCAAGGGGCGGCAGCUGACGUCGAGGCUUGAUGCGAGCCUCCAAUCUAUCUUUUGCAGCGCGCAGAUCUAGCAGUGCAGUCCAGCUUGCUCCUCGCGACGUGUCGCCGUUUCUCGCAAAGUCGCUGAGCGUCGUUAAAACACGUUAUGUGGCCGCGGAGGUUUGUUCUUGGCUAGUUGUCAUGAGGAGAACCGACGCACCAUCGCCUCACCAGUUUUGCUGACCACCCUUCGUUGCCAUUGUAGUACUGCUGCCCCCUUUCUGGGCAGCGCCUCGCGGUUGCCAAGCGCCAUGGCCCGAUGCGACACGCAAGUCGUUCGAUAUAUACUCUCACUGAAGGUGUCCUCUGACUGCGAGUACUGUACUAGCGGCGGUGAGGCCCAUACCCCGACCAGCAAUGGCCUAGAAAUAUUGCUUCUUAUUUAGAUGUGUCACGCAUACCUGCCCAUGUGACUGCGCAAGCGGCACGCCCCCCCCCUGGGAAGGACGCCACUCGUGCCCAAAGCACGCACACCCACUUGAGGUCCUCUUUCCCUCUGUUUCCUGCCUCUCCUUCUCCACGUGGUGCCGAUAUGACAUCAGACUGACGUCGUGCGAUCUGGCGGCGGCGUCUUGAAAGGGGUGUCUGCGCCAGUGCCGCACCAAAAGCCGACGUGUCGUUCUGCAGCUUCGCUUGCCCGCCCCAUCGAGCAGAUGCCGCACCGCACUUGCCGCCCUCCUCCCCUCCCUGCCGUCCGCGUUUCCUGUCGGGCUACUCGUCAGGCGACGGCCUGCAGGGGCGCUGAUUCGGCCGCGCGCGCGCCCGAUGGAUUUCCCAGAUGCGGGCAGAGGUGUGGAAGGCACGAGUUUCGUCAGUUGCCGAAGCCAUGUUCUGCGCGUGCCCGUUGCGUGCGCAAAGUAGAGUCUGAACGGUUCGGAUCAUCCUUGCCGCAUGCGAAGUCUUGCCAACCGGCGUGUGGUGUUGGGACCUCAUGUUAAAGAGAUUGCGCCCCACGUCCUUCACUCCUUCCUUCAUUCCUCUCGCUGCCCCCUCCUCCUUCCUCCCUUCCCUGCUUCUCCUCUC